Molecule: messenger RNA, 5975 nt
Organism: Amphiprion ocellaris (clown anemonefish)
Lineage: Eukaryota; Metazoa; Chordata; Actinopteri; Pomacentridae
Product: transient receptor potential cation channel subfamily M member 1-like
Exons: 27
Coding region: 216-5294 (1692 amino acids)
Biological process (GO): calcium ion transport into cytosol; protein tetramerization
Cellular component (GO): membrane
Molecular function (GO): calcium channel activity
Source: RefSeq, a predicted model, not a curated record
UCUCUGUCUUGUCAGUCGGGAGUAAGCUGCCAAGCGGAGAGCGAAGCACCGAAACCUGGACCGAUAGUGAAGCAUAAUAACUUUUAAAGUGUGAAUCUAGAAGUAGCUGUCAUGCCUUCGUUCUGUAGCGGCUUUGGAGGGUUUCUGUCUGUUGCUGUUGAACUCUGACCUGUCGCUGCUCUCUGAGGAUCCUUCUCUUGAUUUAAGUUGUCAACAUGGACCCCAAGGGCCCGAGUGGCACCUUUAAGCGGUCCUCCCUCAAACGCUCCACAUCUGGCUCGCAGAAGGCACAGAGAGCCUGGAUUGAGAGGACCUUUCUUAAAAGAGAAUGUGUUCACAUAUUCCCCAGCAAGGACCCAACCAGAUGUGCCUGCGGUCAGCUGACGACGCAGCACGUGGCCAUCCCUCCUGGUGCCAACUCACUAGAGGAAGCACACCAGCUGGUGCAGAUUGACACCCCAAAGGACAAAUGGUCUGUGAUCAAACACACCAGGACGUACCCGACGGACUCCUUUGGCAUCAUUGAGUUCCAGGGAGGAGGAUUCAUCAACAAGGCCAUGUAUAUCCGGGUUUCAUAUGACACCAAGCCUGACAACCUCCUGCAUUUGAUGGUGAAGGACUGGCAACUGGAGCUGCCCACCUUGCUCAUCUCUGUACACGGAGGUCUGCAGAACUUUGACCUCCAGCCCAAACUCAAGCAAGUGUUUGGCAAAGGUCUGAUCAAAGCGGCUGUCACCACUGGAGCUUGGAUCUUCACGGGUGGAGUCAACACGGGGGUGAUUCGUCAUGUUGGAGAUGCCUUAAAGGACCAUUCCUCUAAGUCACGAGGAAAAGUGUGUGCAAUAGGAAUUGCUCCAUGGGGGAUUUUGGAAAACAAAGAAGACCUCAUUGGAAAAGAUGUAACCAGACCCUAUCAGACGAUGGCAAACCCACUGAGCAAGCUGGCAGUGCUCAACAACAGUCAUUCCCACUUUAUCCUCACCGACAACGGAACCUGCGGGAAGUAUGGCUCCGAGGUCAAACUCCGUCGACUGCUGGAGAAGCACAUCUCCUUGCAGAAGAUCAACACUCGUUUAGGUCAGGGGGUCCCUUUGGUGUGUCUGAUUGUGGAGGGAGGUCCAAAUGUUAUCUCCAUCGCCCUGGAAAGUCUGAGAGACGAGCCUCCCAUCCCUGUGGUGGUGUGCGACGGCAGCGGUCGAGCUUCUGACAUCAUUUCCUUUGCACACAAGUUCUCAGAGGAUGGAGGCCUGGUUAAUGACGACGUCCGAGACCAACUCUUAGUGACUAUUCAGAAGACAUUCAAUUAUAGCAAAAGCCAAUCGCAGCAGAUCCUGCUCAUGGUAAUGGAGUGCAUGAAGAAAAGGGAACUGAUUACAGUUUUUCGAAUGGGUUCUGAGGGACAACAAGAUAUUGAAAUGGCCAUCCUCACUGCCUUGUUAAAAGGCACAAAUGCUUCAGCAGCAGAUCAGCUCAGUUUGGCUCUGGCCUGGAACAGAGUGGAUAUUGCUCGCAAUCACAUCUUUGUUUACGGACACAAUUUACCACCUGCCGGUGCCAUUGCCAAUACAACAACCUCUUUAGCCACGACCCAAGAGAAAACCAAAAGUCCUGCCAGCGCUCCUCGCAACAAGACCCGGGCCAAAAAGGGGAAGGGGAAGGGAAAAGCAAAACCUGAACCUCCAGAGGAAACAGAUCCGAGGAAGUUGGAGUUGAUUCGUUGGGUGAACUCUCUGGAACAGGCGAUGAUGGAUGCUCUGGUGCUGGACAGAGUGGACUUUGUCAAACUGCUGCUUGAGAAUGGCGUCAACAUUCACCAUUUCCUCACCAUUCCCAGGCUGGAGGAGUUAUACAACACGAAACUUGGCCCUGCGAACACGCUGCACGCUGUGGUUAGAGAUGUCAAAAAGGGAAACCUUCCUCCAGAUUAUCAGAUCACUUUGAUUGAUAUUGGUCUGGUGCUGGAAUACCUCAUGGGAGGAGCUUACAGGAGUAAUUACACCAGGAAGGUUUUCCGUAACCUCUACAAUAAUUUGUAUGGACUAAAAAGGCCAAAAGCCCUGAAGCUUCUUGGAAUGGAGGAUGAUGAACCAAGACCCAAAGGCAAGAAAAAGCCAAAAAAGAAGAAGGAGGAAGAGGUGGAAAUUGACGUGGAUGACCCUGAAGUGUGCAGAUUCAAGUUUCCAUUCCAUGAGCUGAUGCUUUGGGCAGUGCUGAUGAAGCGCCAGAAGAUGGCGCUAUUCCUCUGGCAGCGUGGAGAAGAAGCCAUGGCAAAGGCCUUGGUGGCUUGUAAACUGUAUAAAGCUAUGGCCCAUGAAUGCUCUGAGAGUGAACUGGUCGAUGACAUCUCCCAAGAUCUGGAGAACAACUCCAAAGAAUUUGGCCAGUUGGCCUAUGAGCUGCUGGACCAGUCCUACAAGCACGAUGAACAGGUGGCCAUGAAACUUUUAACAUAUGAGCUGGUCAACUGGAGUAACUCCACCUGUCUGAAGCUGGCUGUGGCUGCUAAGCAACGUGACUUCAUUGCUCACACCUGCAGCCAGAUGUUGCUCACUGACAUGUGGAUGGGCUGCUUAAGGAUUGGAAAAAACCCUGGCCUCAAGGUCAUUCUGGGAAUCAUCUUUCCUCCUCUCAUUCUACUGUUGGAUUUCCGUAUCGGAGAUGACGCUUCCUAUCAUGUACCUGAAGGCAAAGAAGACGGAAAAGACAAGGAUGAUGACACAAAGUCCAGCAAGGAGGGUAACACGGACGCAACUUCCCGAAAGGGAGAUGAAGAGGAGGGAAGCACUAAAGUCCGCAAAAUCCCCAUUGGCAAAAGGUUCUUUGAGUUUUACGACGCACCGUUCACUAAAUUCUGGUUCAACACUAUUUGCUAUCUGGGCUACUUAAUGUUGUACAACUACAUCAUCCUGGUGAAAAUGGAGCGAUGGCCAUCUAUACAGGAGUGGACUGUAAUAGCAUACAUCCUCACACUUGGCUCUGAAAAAGUCAGACAGAUUCUGAUGUCAGAACCAGGGAAGCUGAAACAGAAGAUAAGUGUUUGGCUGGAGGAAUACUGGAACAUCACAGACCUGGUGGCCAUUUCCACCUUUCUUCUGGGGCUCAUGUUGCGGCUCCAGCAUGAACCGUACAUGGGCUACGGCCGAGUCAUCUACUGCAUAGACAUCAUCUUCUGGUACAUUCGUGUAUUGGACAUCUUUGGCGUCAACAAAUACCUGGGACCCUAUGUGAUGAUGAUAGGAAAGAUGAUGAUCGAUAUGAUGUACUUUGUGGUGAUCAUGCUGGUGGUGCUUAUGAGCUUCGGGGUGGCUCGGCAGGCCAUCCUUCACCCGGACGAGGAGCCAACAUGGCGCCUGGCCAGGAACAUUUUCUACAUGCCCUACUGGAUGAUCUAUGGAGAGGUUUUUGCGGACUCGAUAGACCGUAAGACUAGAAUUCAUAUCUACGCAAUGGAAAUCAACCCUCCAUGUGGUGAACAUUUAUAUGACGAGGAUGGGAAGAAGCUGCCUCCAUGCAUCCCCGGAGCCUGGCUCACACCUGCUAUUAUGGCCUGUUACCUUCUCGUGGCAAACAUUCUUCUGGUCAACUUGCUCAUUGCAGUGUUCAACAACACCUUCUUUGAAGUCAAGUCCAUUUCCAACCAGGUGUGGAAGUUUCAGAGAUAUCAGCUGAUCAUGACUUUCCAUGACCGUCCCAUCCUGCCUCCACCUCUCAUCAUCUUCAGCCAUCUCUACAUCCUCUUCAACAGGCUGUUUCGGAGAUGCGCCAGGAAGAAACAGGAGGGAGAGCUGGAUGAGAAGGACCGAGGCCUCAAACUCAGGCUGAAUCCAGAGGAGCUUAAAAAUUUGUACGAAUUUGAAGAGCAGUGUGUGGAGGAAUAUUUUCGUGAGAAAGAGGACGAGCAGCAGUCCUCCAGUGAUGAACGCAUCAAGGUUACUUCAGAGAGAGUUGAGAACAUGUCAAUGCGUCUGGAGGAGGUCAAUGAGAGGGAGAACACAAUGAAGGCCUCCCUGCAGACUGUGGAUCUGCGUCUAGCCCAGCUGGAGGAGAUUCACGGGCGUAUGGCAGUUGCAUUGGAAAAGCUUGCAGGAGUGGACAGACUGGAGCUGACCAGAACCUACUCACGGAACUCCUCCGUGUGCGAUCCUUCGUCUCUCCUGCGCCAGGGCAGCAUCAACAGUGCUGACGGUUACAGUCUUUACCGCUUCCACAUGGACAUGGAGGAGUUUGCUACCAAGCAAAAGGACACAGAGGAGACAACUAAAAGUGGCCUAGAAAGACAGCGGAGUACCUGCACCCUCAGCACCAAGGAAGGCGCUCAGACCUUAGAGGUCGGGGGUUUGGAGAGGUCGCGACCCAGUUCCUGUGUGGACAUCCUCAUAUCUCCAUGUGAACAAAAGCCUCCUUCUCUGGCAUCAAGCCAAGAGACCAUAACCAACAUAAAACACAGCAGCACAAUGCGGCUAGAUAGACUAACAGACAAGAACAGACUAAGGCCUUCAUCUUCUCCAAAAAGGACUAAAUCCUUGAAACACUAUCCAGUUGAAGACCAACCAACCUCUCCUUUGACAAAGAGGAGGGCGAUGAGCACCAUCAUCAUCAAACCUGAUGAUGAACCGGAGGAAGUUGCUGUUCCAAUAGAGAAGCCCCAACUGCCGCUAGGUACCUCCUCUUCUCCAAAGAGGACUAAAUCUCUACGAUAUCUUCCAACUGAAAGCCAAAGCCAGAUUUCUCCUAUAACAAAGAAGAGGGCUAUGAGCAGCAUCAUCUACAGCCCAGCCGAGGCAGGUGAUGAUUUGCUGCAAACUGCAGACUACAGGUCUCUGGUAGAGCAGGUCACUCAAAGUCCAAAUCAGUGGCCAGCAAAUCUGGAGUAUCAAGUACAUCCCAGCACUUUGGGCCACAUGCCUAAAGUUUCAACAGUCAGAGCCCUUGCCCAGCAGUUUCAAACUACCACUGCACCCACUGAGCUUCAAAAACACAAUCAGACUGAUGCAAUUCCUUCAGAAAGUGAGGGAACUCCUCCAGCAACUGAGCCUGUGGAAGACCAAAUAAAGAUGAAGGCUAAGAGAAACCUCUCGGACACCACCGACUAUCUGACUGUGGCUGAUCAAAAGUAUUUGCCGUGUCCCAGGUCACUGAGCUGGAAUGCCAGUGAUAGGAAAGCAAAGUCCUUCAUGGUUAGCCAGGAGAUAAGGGCCUCAAGCAGCGCAAAAAACCUCGCUGAAGCCAGCAGGGUGUUGGCUGUUGGACAGGAAGAUGAGGAAAAGAAGACCGAGGCAGACGAUGAUGCAUAAAAGUAGAAAUGAGAGCCUUAAAGGAGAGACUGAUGAAAGCAGGAACAGAUGAUUAUUAAACAGAAUAAAGGCACAAGAACAAGACAGGACUGAUGAACUAACUUCAGAAAUCACAAUUGAAUGAGUUGUUGAAACUGUUGUCAUAAAAUUGGUAAAAACAGAAUGACAGUGAUGGAAAAUCAUUAUGGAAGUCUUUUUCCAUCAUGCAGUGACAAUCAGUACACUCCUGUAAAGAUCCACUUUCUUUAAUGUCUUUACUUUUCAUUGGUGUAACUUACAGUAGCUUACAAAGACAAUCAUUCACAUUACAGCUUUCCCCAGUCAUUGUGUUUUUAAGCUGGAUAUGUAAAAGGAACCUGUCGGCUCUCUACAGCUCCAGGAGGAAAUAAAGUAUUAACACAGUUAGUUGUGCCGACAUAUACACAGUGUUAACAGCAAAAAACAUGAACUUCCUAAAGAUAUUCAAAUACUCUCUGUAAACACUUUCUUUUCAGAUACUUCAGAUGCGUAACACUGACCCCUCAGAGGUCCCUCUACAGCUUUCAUGCAAAUACUGACAAUUGUAUAACAAUAUGUAUUAAGUACAGCUUCAAAGAAACAAACAACCCUUCCACAGUUUCAUGUUGACACAUAAUCCUGUAUAAAUCAAGGUUCCAAUAAAAAGGAAUAAAUAAAAAAAAA